This is a messenger RNA of Nanorana parkeri, 812 nucleotides long. It is a transcript of the gene KRTCAP3, whose product is annotated as keratinocyte associated protein 3. The transcript is spliced from 7 exons. NCBI's taxonomy places the organism in Eukaryota, Metazoa, Chordata, Amphibia, Anura, Dicroglossidae. The record is from RefSeq and is a predicted model, not a curated record. The coding region runs from base 77 to 781 and encodes 234 amino acids.
GCGGUGACGUCAGUGGGCUGGGACCAAGGAGAUGAUUUCUCUCAGGGUGGGUCACAGGUGAAACAUCCAAGCAAACAUGGCCGUCGGGAGGAGCGGGGGCGAGCCGUGUGGAUUCAGCCUGGAGAAGGGGCCCCGGCAGUUGAUGAGAACUGGUAUUGCGCUGAUCUUUGUGGGUCAUGUGAAUUUUAUCCUGGGGGCCAUUGUUCAUGGGACAGUCUUAAGGCACGUGGCCAAUCCAGAGAAGAAAGUGAGCCCGGAGUAUUUUACCGCCAAUAUCAUCUCUGUCGUGUCUGGACUGUUGAGCAUCAUGACGGGGAUCUGCGCCAUCUUGACCUCCAGGAACCUUGCAAGAACCAAACUUCACUGGGCCCUCCUGGUCAUCUCCUUGCUGAAUGCUCUGCUCUCAGCUGCCUGUUUUGUGGGUCUUGUUUUAUCCAUCUCGCUCACAAUUGCCAAUGGAGGCAAGAACCUCGUAUCUGGAUGUAAUGCCACAGUGCUUCCGGCAGACACCCGCUCCGUCAUCAUGAGUAAUGAAUGCCCGUUCGACACUACGCGGAUCUAUGACACAACUCUGGCUCUCUGGUUGCCCUCCAUGUUCCUGUCUGCAGUGGAGGCUGCACUGUCUACCCGCUGCUGUGUGGUGGCAUUCAUAUUGAGGGGUAUUGGACCAUGUGGGGAGACCUACCUCAGAGAAAAGCUGCAGGAAGAGGGGGCCGAGAAGGAGCGGCUGGAGGAUUGUAUGAGACCCGAAACUCACCAGCUGAUCGAGGCACAGGCCUGAGGAUUACACUGAGAUGUUGAAUAAUGAGGGC